ACCUCCGCCAUUCAGUUCAGAGUGGUAGCUACACAAGUAAAAAGUGUGAUCACAAAGCGAGAGUUUUAAGAUGUCUUUUGACACAAAUCAAGCCAAUCUUGAGAAUAUGGAUCUGGAAGAGAUAAAAGGUAAAACCAACCAAGCUUUUGAAGAAGAUGAAAGUCAGGAAAGAAGAUCUUGCAAAAUCAGUGAAUCUAGUGAAGGCACUAAACCAAAAGAAGAGCCUGAUAAUGCUGUGAAUAUACAAAGUGACAAAAAUGACCAAGUGAGCAUAUGUUAUGAAGUUGGACCCUAUGCUGGAAUGCCGAAAGAGGUCCUAAUAUGCUAUUCAAAUCAAUUACGUUACAGGCUGCCCAGAGAAAUUAUUUUCUGGCUCAUUCUGGCAGCCACGAUUGUUCUGAUAGCCUGCACUAUCACCAUCAUUGCACUGUCGCCCAAGUGUCUGGACUGGUGGCAAGCCAGUCCAAUCUACCAGAUUUACCCACGAUCCUUCAAAGAUUCUGAUGGGAAUGGUAUUGGAGACCUGAAUGGUUUGAAACUGAUAAUGGAUUUCAUUCCAAAUCACACUAGUGAUAAACACCGUUGGUUUCAACUUAGCCGGAAUCGAACAGGAAAAUACACUGAUUACUAUAUCUGGGUUGACUGUAAACACGAACUGAACAAAACCACCAAUCCUAACAACUGGGUCAGUUUGUUUGGAUACUCUGCCUGGCAAUUUGACGAGGUUCGAGGACAGUGUUACUUACAUCAGUUCUUGAAGGAACAACCAGAUUUGAAUUACAGAAAUGUUGACGUGCAAGAAGAAAUGAAAAAUGUAUUACGAUUUUGGCUGAAGAAGGGGGUUGAUGGUUUCAGAGUGGAUGCAGUCAAAUAUCUUCUAGAAGCUGAAAGCUUAAGAAAUGAACCUCAAGUCAACUUAACACAGAACCCGAAUAAUAUCACAUCAUAUGAUGAACUCUAUCAUGAUUACACAACCACACAAGUGGGCAUUCACGAUAUUGUCCGCGACUGGCAACAUGUUUUGCAAGAGUUUAGUAAAGAACCCGGCAGAUACAGAUUUCUAAUGACUGAAUCAUAUGACAAUGAAGAGAUUUAUAAAACUAUGAUGUACUAUGGAACAUCUAUACAACAAGAAGCUGACUUUCCCUUUAACUUCUACCUUAUUGAUCUCUAUAAAGAGAUGUCAGGAGAUGGAGUAUUUAAAAUUGUAGAUUAUUGGAUGCGCAACAUGCCUGCAGGAAAAUGGCCAAACUGGGUGGUAGGAAAUCAUGACAAUUCUCGCAUUGCAUCUCGUGUUGGUGAAAAGUACGUUAAGGUCAUUAAUAUGCUUUUGCUGACUCUUCCUGGAACUCCUACUACUUAUUAUGGAGAAGAAUUAGGAAUGGAGAAUAUUACUGUAUCUGAAGAUGAGAUUCAAGAUCCUUUUGGAAAAUUUGAUCCCACAGCAAAUCGAGAUCCACAGCGCUCACCCAUGCAAUGGGAUAGCAGUGAUAAUGCUGGCUUCAGUACAGCAAAUAAAACCUGGCUUCCUGUCCACCCAAAUUACGUUAUAGUAAAUGUUGAAGUUGAAAAGGAACAACAAAACUCUACCUUGACUCUGUACCGUGAACUGAGCUUUCUUCGCCGGAAUGCAUUGCCUAUUCAUAGAGGAUGGAUGUGUUAUAUAUGGAACGAUGCAGAUAUAUUUGCAUAUGUGAGAGAACUUGAUGGUUUGAGUUCGGUCUUUUUAAUUGUACUAAAUUUUGGUAAUUCUUCAGAAGUAAACCUGGCAAGCAAAAUUUCAUAUCUUCCCAAGGAAGCAAACGUGAGACUUAGUACCGACAUCAAUAAAAUUGGAAAUAAAGUUCAAACAGCUUCAAUAAUAACAAGUGCUGGUGAAGGACUUGUACUGGAAUACAAAACAAACAAUCCAGUUCACACUAAGACAGAGUUCAAAGAUAGGUGCUAUAUUUCACAGAAAGCAUGCUAUUUGAAUACAUUUGACAUACUUUACAAGAAUUGUUGAGCUACUAACAAAAAUUCGCUAAUCAAUAUAUAAUCAAUUAAUGAAGGGCACAAAAGAAUGACUCAAUUAAAUAUUAAUGAGAUAAU
This is a messenger RNA of Chiloscyllium plagiosum (whitespotted bambooshark), 2091 nucleotides long. The record is from RefSeq and is a predicted model, not a curated record. Lineage: Eukaryota; Metazoa; Chordata; Chondrichthyes; Orectolobiformes; Hemiscylliidae.